AUCAGUUUGUGUCUCUUCUACAUUAUCUGAAUGCACAUUUAUUAAAACAAGUCAGUUUUACUGCAUCAGUGAGCAUGUGAUGAAAAGGCCAGUAGGUAUUGGCUCCAGGACCAUUGUACUGGCAAGUUUCCCAGGGCCAAGCAAAAUAUCACCUGACCCCUGCCUGAAAUAGCCCCGUGUGCACAAACAACCUACAUAAGUGCCUGUUUCCUUCUGGAUACAACGCACUACCACCACCACCGUUAAAAACAAACUAAUUAGCUCCAGCAUGGCAUAUGUGGCACCUAAGAUUAAGUGGCACAAACGAAAGACGUACCGCACUGACGUGAUCGCCACAGCCAAGACCACGGGUUCUGUCCUACACUUCUGGAACUCUCUGCUCGUUGGUGACGAACUGAUGAUUCUCAGCAUUUUGGACGAUGACGAGUAUGACUACCUUGUCGAUGCUAUUUAUGACACCAGCAACAUAGAGGAAUGGAAGAGCUUCAGAUUUAACUACAGAGGCCUGAGACUGUGGUCACUGACUUAUGAGCAGGAACUGACCACGCCACUUCACAUCACAGCCGGUCGAGGCUUCACAGACUGCCUGAAACUCCUGCUGCAACGCGGGGCCAAUGUAGACCUCGCGCCCGGUGGCACCACUGCCCUCCACGAGUCGUGUGAAAACUGCCAGCCAGAGUGCACCAAACUGCUGCUGGUCCACGGUGCCAACGCCAACGCUGUCUCUGAAGACGGCCUCAUGCCUUUGCACGUUUGCACAAGUCCAGAAUCUUUUGACUGUGCCAAAUAUCUCCUUCAGUACGGAGCAGCAAUCGGUGGCCACACUCUCGAUGACAGUGACACUCCUUUACAUGUGGCGGCCAGGAGCGGCCUACCAGACCACACUGAGCUGUACCUGCGAUACGGAGCGACUGUGGACAAACAGAACGACGAGGGUCUCACACCUCUCAAUGUGGCUUGUUCUCAGCCUCAGCAGGUGCAGGACCUCCAGCGUUACUUCAAGGUGUGCCGGAUGCUGCUGGGAGCGGGGGCUGACGUCCACACGACGGACCAAGACAAACACACUCCUUUGCACAUGGCCUGUAAGAAUGCCAAUCCAGACAUCGUGGAUCUGCUCCUGGCUAACGGGGCCCAUGUUAACAACAUGGACUACGGUGGUGAGACUGCCCUGCACAACAUUCUAAAGGUGGUGUGCUACAAGGUUUCCCAUCACCCAGAGAGGAUCGUCCGUGCUCUGCUCAACCAUGGUUCUAUCCGCGUGUGGCCUGGAGCUCUGCCAGUGGUUUUGAAGCACUGCUCUGAGUCUCCACACACCAUCGAGGUUCUUCUCAACGCCUACAGUCACCUCAAAGUCACAGACACCUGGGUCGAGUCCGUCUCUACAGAGGCGUUUAAGGAGCAUAAAGAGUUCUAUGAGUCAGUCUUCUCCUUGACGCUGACACCUCGCUCCCUGCAGCACUUGGCACGCUGCAGACUCAGGAGCUUCCUGGAGGGCCGAGUGCACCAGGUGGUGCCAAAACUCGACCUCCCCACUUUCAUCAAGAACUACCUGCUCCUGGAAUUCAGAGGCUACGUCCACUGAAGAGAACAUUACUCACACGUAUAAUAUUGUGGAUUGUAUUUUUUUAUUUUUUUGGUGCCACGAGUGACCUUUUGAGGAGGUAGAAGCAGCUGCUAUUUUCUCUUUUAUUCCAUAUCAAUCUCUCAGCACUGUAAUGUGUUUGAUUUUGCACCACAGGAGGGCGCUAUAGACUUGAGUUGACAAAGUAUAGGUUACCAAAGCAACUGUUUUACAUUUCAUUUAAUGUGUGAUCACAUUUUGUAUCUCUGCACUUGAUAGUGAAGAUGCUAUCCUGCGUUUAUUUGAUUUAUUUUUUAUAAAUAAAAAUCCAAAUUGAACAAUAACUCCCAGGGUAAUUAUGCGUUUUACUUCAAAAUUUUCAUUAUUAAAUAUGUAUUAUUGCCCAUCGAUAUGAUUGUAAUUAAUUAAUUUUAUAUUACGACCAGAUAUAAAAUAAAAAUAU
This is a messenger RNA of Solea solea (common sole), 2024 nucleotides long. RefSeq names its product ankyrin repeat and SOCS box containing 10 (gene asb10). The coding region runs from base 269 to 1582 and encodes 437 amino acids. Gene Ontology annotation, biological process: intracellular signal transduction; neuronal action potential; negative regulation of delayed rectifier potassium channel activity. The record is from RefSeq and is a predicted model, not a curated record. The transcript is spliced from 5 exons. Gene Ontology annotation, cellular component: axon initial segment; membrane; synapse. Gene Ontology annotation, molecular function: transmembrane transporter binding. Lineage: Eukaryota; Metazoa; Chordata; Actinopteri; Pleuronectiformes; Soleidae.